CAGUCUUGCACAGGUGUACCGGCUCCUCCCCUCCAGUCUUGCACAGGUGUACCGACUCCUCCCCUCCAGUCUUGCACAGGUGUACCGGCUCCUCCCCUCCAGUCUUGCACAGGUGUACUGACUCCUCCCCUCCAGUCUUGCACAUGUGUACCGGCUCCUCCCCUCCAGUCUUGCACAGGUGUACAGGCUCCUCCCCUCCAGUCUUGCACAGGUGUACAGGCUCCUCCUCUUCAGUCUUGCACAGGUGUACCGGCUCCUCCCCUUCAGUCUUGCACAGAUGUAUCGGCUCCUCCCCUUCAGUCUUGCACAGAUGUAUCGGCUCCUCCCCUUCAGUCUUGCACAGGUGUACCGGCUCCUCCCCUUCAGUCUUGCACAGAUGUA
Messenger RNA from Staurois parvus, 381 nucleotides. NCBI's taxonomy places the organism in Eukaryota, Metazoa, Chordata, Amphibia, Anura, Ranidae. The record is from the annotation of a GenBank genome assembly.